AUGAGACAUUUACAGGAUCUGAUUGUCAGCGCCAUCCUCCGCAUACUACCCCGAGAUUCCUUGUCCGAAGGCCUAAGGGCCAAGAAGCGCACUCUAGCUAUUGAUCGCGCACUCAAGAAAGAUACGAUGUAUCACUUUCCCCCGUAUAAUGUCCUACCACUCGGCGAUGCACACGCGAUAAGGGAUUUUAUUGAGGACCUCAAAAGGAAUGACAAUCGAGCGAAUUCCACGAAAACGGAGCGUCUCGACUACCGUGAUGAUAUAUACCGAUUUGUCAUAACGUGUGCCAACCAGUUGUUUAAGGCCGUCGAUGAGCGGGCUGAUGUUCGGAACCAAGUGGAGCGCGUUGACGAACACCACAAACGACUGCUGCAUCAACUCAACCACUGUCAUUCCGGAUCAGACAAUUUGGACGAUCAAAUUGGAGGAGCAAUAGCGGCAUUGUGGAACGUCGAAAGGAUAAAAACCGCGUUCAAAUCCCACUAUGCAGUAGAGUGGGUAGGCUCGGCAUCCUACUUCUUCGACAACAUCCUCCGGCUGACUGCGCCAAAUUACUUGCCUACCGAGACCGACAUUCUCCACGCGCGGAAAGGCUUCUACGCCGGCAUAACCGAGCUUCACUUCAGCCUUCCUAAUAUGUCUUUGAACUUCCUGGACGUCAGGCUUGGAGGCGAGAGACGCAAAUGGAUACAUCAAUUUGACGAUGUUCCUGUGAUCCUCUUCAUAGUGAAUCUUUGUUCCUACGACCAACUACUCUCUGGGUCUAACACGAUCAAGAGUAUGAUCACACUAUUUGAAUCAGUAGUGAACAGGGAGAGAUGGAGGGAUGCAACGUUUGUGGUUUUCUUGAGUGGCGUCACCGAAUUUAGGCGGAAAUUGGGUGCAUCGGAUUUUGGAGAGUAUUUUCAGGACUACAAUGAAUUGAACUGCGAAGGAGAUGAGAUAGAGAAGGUGAAGCGGUAUCUGGUGAGGGAGUUUGAGAAGGUCAACAAGGAAGGAGCUUGGGUACGGAUAGCUUUCGUGGAUUCGGGCGGUCAGGGGAAUAUUGGGGCUGUUGGGGAUGCUGUAAAGGACAGCAUGCAAGGCGUAAGGUGUAAAUGA
Messenger RNA from Paraphaeosphaeria sporulosa, 1101 nucleotides. Its product is annotated as G-alpha-domain-containing protein. NCBI's taxonomy places the organism in Eukaryota, Fungi, Ascomycota, Dothideomycetes, Pleosporales, Didymosphaeriaceae. The record is from RefSeq and is a predicted model, not a curated record. The coding region runs from base 1 to 1101 and encodes 366 amino acids. The transcript has a single exon. Gene Ontology annotation, cellular component: heterotrimeric G-protein complex. Gene Ontology annotation, biological process: adenylate cyclase-activating G protein-coupled receptor signaling pathway. Gene Ontology annotation, molecular function: GTPase activity; G protein-coupled receptor binding; G-protein beta/gamma-subunit complex binding.